AAAGUGUCAAAUUGUUGCAUAGUGUUACUUUAAUUUUCUUUACAUCUUUGUUAUCAGGUAUGAUUAUAGAUAACUCUGCUUUCCACUCUGCGUUAAGGUAUAUCGCACAGAUUGCUUCACAUUUCGGACAUGGAACCAACUAUAUUGCUAGCUGUAUUGCUAAUGCUAUAAUGUUAUCUAUUUUGUAAAAUUCAUCCACACUGCACUUUUCUUAUAAUUGUUCUACUUUUUAUAUCUUUUUAUACACAAUAAAGUUUCAGUUCGCAGAGCUCAGCCCUCGUAGGCUAUGUAUUAACUUGUGUGAAGGAGGAUUAUAGCAGGACACUAGGUCUCCUUCUUUCAGCCUUAGCACUCUGAAUGGUAAGAGCCUUUUGUGUCUGGCAGGUAAACUUAGGUCUAGGUUUCAUCCUACACCUAGUUACUUUGUACAUGAGACCAUAUCAAUAACAUUUACUUGCUACUAUAUAAUGUGAACUUUGUUUGAAAAACACAAUUUAUGGGGGGCACUGUGGCGCAAGCAGUAGCCCCGACCACAUUCGGGCUUGACGCCCAUGGAGGACAUGGGUUCGAAUCCGGCCCGAUGUCAUUUCUCCUGUCCACUCCCCAGCUCUUCUCCCUCUCAUUUUCCUGUCCCACUCUUAACUGCACUAUCGAUUAAAGGCACAAAAAGCCCAAAAAUAAAUCUUUAAAAAAAAAAAAAAACACAAUUUCUGUUUUACCCUAGUUUCCAGCAAGUGACCAGUUCGGAACUGACUUGUUCACAUCUGAGGACCAGAAGGACACGCCCCAACCCCAGGUGGACUCUUCGUUUCCAGCCGACAUUUUUAGCAGCACCACCACCUCUACUAGUUCUCUCGGUUCAAUGUCCCUUGGUCUCCCACCUACAGUUCCUCAAAUUGCCCCUUCCCUGUGGCCACAGGCAGGUGCCUCUAUAUUGCCUUUCCAGGGUGGUGUACCAUUUUCUGCACAGUCGACCCCUGCCUUUGGUGGUAUGCCCACCCCUUGGGGGACGCAUGGGCCCCCCCUGUUUGGAGCUUCAACUGGACCCCAGUCCUGGAGCCAGGCUACUCCCACAGGGUCCGCAGGUGCCUGGCCUCAGUCUACCCCCAUAGCCAAUCACUUUCAACAAGGCGCCUUGCCAGGCAUAGGGGUCAUGAUAAGAGGGCAGCAGCCAAUCUAUAUGCCCCCAAAACGUUUACCUCCUCCGCCACAUGUUAAAGAGGAACCUCCAGUGAUGAAGAAUGCCUUCAUGACUCUGGAUCCAUUUGGCGAGAAGGAGAAAAAGACAGGAAAAGAGAUGUUCAAGGAUUUCCAGAUGGCUAAGCCUCCUUCCACCCCAACUGAUAAAACUACAGAAGUUUCCACCCCUAAGAUCAGUGCCAAUGGAGACGAAGCAUUUGCUCAAUACUUCACCAACAGAGUAGGUGUACUUCAAGAGGUGGCAGACCAUGAUGACUUUGACAUCAGUCAGAUCUCAUCAAACGUCAACGAACAAUUCAAAGUAGCUCCUCAGCAGGUCAGUCCAGUAUCCUCCACCACGGCUCUUGUUUCAGCUCCUGGAAUUGUAGAAGUGUCUUUCACCCCCAGUCCACUCCCAAACUGCAACCCGGGUUCAACCUCAGCAUUAGAUCAAUUUAACCAUGCCUUUGGUACUGAUCCUUUUGGUGUAUCAUCUGAGAGCACAUUUGUCACCCAGACAUCAGAGAAGCCAAAUCCCUUUGAAGACCCCCUGGGGGAUCUCUUCAGCUGAGAAGCAUCAGCAUAAUGAUGUAACUUUCUGCUUGAUUUGAGAGAUCUGGAUUGAAGCUGGACAUCAGAUCAACAACCCCAUCACUGCCUUGGAUGUGUUAUUCAAUAUGUUAAAUGCUAACAAAGAAUCUGGGCGAGCGUAUACACACAAGUUAUUCUGAUGAUAUAAUACAAGAGCAUUCACAGGAGUAUUUGGAGGGCUGCAGGAUGAUAUAUGUCUCUUAGAUUUUGCCUUUUGCACCAGAGGAAAGGUUAAUUCCCUAAUUUUGUACCAGUAAACACACAAGUGUUCCAGAUUUGACUUUUUUUUUUACGAAGUAAGGAAAAUCUUCCUAUUCCAAGUAUCAGCAAGUAUAAUUUCAAUGUACCUGUUCAUUUUCUUGAGCUACUUCUUUCUACUAACAUAAAAUAUACUUUUUAAAGAUUAUUGUUCAUAUUUACUACACUUCUUAUUUCUUAUGUGGAGAUGUCUAUUUUAUCACAUAAUAUAUUGUCACAUAAUCGUUAACAUAAUCAUCACAUCAAUCAUAAUCUUUACAAAAUACAAAACUGCUCAAUAAAAAUGAUAAUGUUUACACAUA
Messenger RNA from Clupea harengus (Atlantic herring), 2330 nucleotides. RefSeq names its product DAB adaptor protein 2 (gene dab2). The record is from RefSeq and is a predicted model, not a curated record. Lineage: Eukaryota; Metazoa; Chordata; Actinopteri; Clupeiformes; Clupeidae. Gene Ontology annotation, molecular function: cargo receptor activity; clathrin-cargo adaptor activity. Gene Ontology annotation, cellular component: intracellular membrane-bounded organelle; cytoplasm; clathrin-coated pit. The coding region runs from base 863 to 1750 and encodes 295 amino acids. Gene Ontology annotation, biological process: positive regulation of endocytosis; negative regulation of canonical Wnt signaling pathway; receptor-mediated endocytosis. The transcript has 5 exons.